UGGAACUUCCGGAUGUGACCACAGAGAGGGAGAGACCGGGAACGGGGAGCGCGGCCGCCAGCACCCGCGAGCCGCCGCCGGACCCUCCGCCCCCCCGGGCCGCCCCCCGCCCCCUGCGGUCCCCGGCGUGUCCGUCUCGGGACGGUUCGAUUCCCUCCGGAGCCGGGGGAGGGACGGGGGGGCCAGAGGAGGGGCCUCGGGCGCCCCGCCCGCGCCUGCUGCCCCCGCCCAGGCGGCGAUGCGCUCCUGGCCGUGACCCCCGCUGGGGGCGGGGGCCGGGGUCCAUGCGCGGAGCCCCCACCCGGCCCGACGCCUGCCGCUGACGGCGGCGGGGGUGGGGGGGCGCGCGCCCGGCCUCCUGCCCACCCCCUGGCGUCGACACCGCGGGCCAUCGGGGGCUGCGGCCCCGGGCUGCACCCUCCCCCGCGGCCAGGCUCUGGAGGGACCCGGGAGCUGCCGCCGGCCUCAGCCCAUGGCCCGCAGGUACAAUGAGCUGCCACGCUACCCAGGCAUCGCAGAUGGCCCCGCAGCCCUGGCUGGCUUCCCAGAGGCAGUGCCCGAAGCACCAGGGCCCUGUGGCCCACACCGGCCUCCGCAGCCCCUGCCCCCAGGCUUGGACAGCGACGGCCUGAAGAGGGAGAAGGAUGAGAUCUAUGGACACCCGCUCUUCCCCCUCUUGGCCCUGGUCUUUGAGAAAUGUGAACUGGCUACAUGCUUUCCCCGUGACGGGGCCGGAGCUGGGCUGGGGACAUCCCCCGGCGGUGACGUCUGCUCCUCUGAUUCCUUCAACGAGGACAUCGCUGCCUUCGCCAAGCAGGUUCGCUCUGAGAGGCCCCUCUUCUCCUCCAACCCAGAACUGGACAAUCUGAUGAUCCAGGCCAUCCAAGUGCUGCGGUUCCACCUGCUGGAGCUGGAGAAGGUCCACGACCUGUGCGACAACUUCUGUCACCGCUACAUCACCUGCCUCAAGGGAAAGAUGCCCAUCGACCUGGUCAUCGAGGAUCGGGACGGCGGCUGCAGGGAGGACUUCGAGGACUACCCAGCCUCCUGCCCCAGCCUCCCAGACCAGAAUAAUAUAUGGAUUCAAGACCAUGAGGAUAGCGGGUCUGUACAUUUGGGGACCCCAGGUCCAUCCAGUGGGGGCCUGGCCUCCCAGAGUGGGGACAACUCCAGUGACCAAGGAGACGGGCUGGACACCAGCGUGGCCUCUCCCAGUUCUGGUGGGGAAGAUGAGGACUUGGACCAGGAGCGACGGCGAAACAAGAAGAGGGGGAUCUUCCCCAAGGUGGCCACCAACAUCAUGCGAGCCUGGUUGUUCCAGCACCUCUCGAGACGCUCAGACGCGCCGGCUCUCCCAGACGUCUGCCUGGGCCUGGGCUCCCUAUCCCCCGGACCCCGGUGGGCCAGACCUUGGGGUUCAGGCUGCGGCCGGCCAGGCAGGCAGAGUGACUCUUGCUGGUGGCCGCAGCACCCGUACCCCUCCGAGGAGCAGAAGAAACAGCUGGCGCAGGACACGGGGCUCACCAUCCUGCAAGUCAACAACUGGUUCAUUAACGCCCGGAGACGCAUCGUGCAACCUAUGAUCGAUCAAUCCAACCGCACAGGGCAGGGUGCAGCCUUCAGCCCAGAGGGCCAGCCCAUCGGGGGCUAUACCGAGACGCAGCCAAACUUGGCCGUCCGGCCUCCGGGAUCAGUGGGGAUGAGUUUGAACAUGGAAGGAGAAUGGCAUUAUCUAUAGAGGCUGAUGCAGGAGAGACCCAGCCUCCGGCUGUGACCCCCAGCCUCACACCUGGCUCUGGUUCCCGCCUGGUCCUCCGGCUUCAGGACCCCACCUCCAAAGGCCCCUCUGCUCAACACCUACCUCCCUAGGGCCCUGCUGGGACAUGGGGGCCUGAGUGCCCACCCAAGGGGCUCUCAAGGACACCCGCAAGGCCUCCAGGCCCUGAGCCCCACUUCUGCCUUCACCUCUGCCUGGGACCCGAGCUGGGCUCCUGGGCCUUGGUCCCCAGAAGAUGGCGGCUAGGGCCUCGCUGCCAGGACAGAGAAGGGACAGGGUGGCUGGGCAGUCAGGGAAGGAGGGUCGCCCGGAUCCGACAUUUUGGAGAGAUUCCUUCACCCUCCUGUCUCCCACACUUCCCUUCUCUAAUUUCUUUUUUUUUAAUGAUAAAGUCUUAAAAACACA
Messenger RNA from Symphalangus syndactylus (siamang), 2182 nucleotides. RefSeq names its product Meis homeobox 3 (gene MEIS3). NCBI's taxonomy places the organism in Eukaryota, Metazoa, Chordata, Mammalia, Primates, Hylobatidae. Gene Ontology annotation, molecular function: DNA binding. The record is from RefSeq and is a predicted model, not a curated record. Gene Ontology annotation, biological process: regulation of DNA-templated transcription.